AUGUUGCAGAACAGUCUGGAGGCUGUGGUGGCCGAAGAAUGUGAACAAGAGGUGAGAGUGGACCGAGAGGGUCUGGCCAGCAGCUACUCCAUGACUCCCCCAACCCUGAACAUCACAGAGGAGGCAUAUGUCAUUGAUACCCGUGACAGCCUGUCCAUCUCCUGCAGGGGGCAGCACCCCCUUGAGUGGGCCUGGCCAGGGGCCCAGGAGGUACCAGCCACAGGGGAGAAGGAUGGUGAGGACACAGGGGUUGUGCGAGACUGCGAGGGCACAGACGCCAGGCCCUACUGCAAGGUGCUGCUGCUGCACGAGGCUUAUGCCAACAACACAGGCAACUACCGCUGCUACUACAAGUACAUCAAGGCCCGCAUCGAGGGCACCACAGCCGCCAGCACCUACGUGUUCGUGAGAGACUUCGAGCAGCCAUUCAUCAACAAGCCUGACACACUCCUAGUCAACAGGAAGGACUCUAUGUGGGUGCCCUGCUUGGUGUCCAUCCCUGGCCUCAAUGUCACACUGCGCUCGCAAAGCUUGGUGCUGUGGCCCGACGGGCAGGAGGUGGUGUGGGAUGACCAGCGGGGCAUGCGGGUGCCCACGCCGCUGCUGCGUGAUGCCCUGUACCUGCAGUGCGAGACCACCUGGGGCGGCCAGGACUUCCUUUCCAACCCCUUCGUUGUGCACAUCACAGGCAAUGAGCUCUAUGACAUCCAGCUGUUCCCCAAGAAGUCACUGGAGCUGUUGGUUGGGGAGAAGCUGGUCCUGAACUGCACUGUGUGGGCCGAGUUCAACUCAGGAGUCACCUUCAACUGGGACUAUCCAGGGAAGCAGGCAGAGCGGGGUAAGUGGGUGCCCGAGCGGCGCUCCCAGCAGACUCACACAGAGCUCUCCAGCAUCCUGACCAUCCACAACGUCAGCCAGCAAGACCUGGGCCCAUACGAGUGUGAGGCCAACAAUGGUGUCCAGCGAUUCCAGGAGAGCACCGAGGUCAUUGUGCACGAAAAGCCCUUCAUCAGUGUCGAGUGGCUCAAGGGACCCGUCCUAGAGGCCACAGCAGGAGAUGAACUGGUGAAGCUGCCCGUGAAGCUGGCAGCCUACCCACCGCCGGAGUUCCAAUGGUACAAGGACAGCAAGGCAGUGUCUGGGCGCCACAGUCCACACGCCCUCGUGCUCAAAGAUGUGACGGAGGCCAGUGCAGGCACCUACACCCUGGCCCUGUGGAACUCCGCGGCCGGACUAAGGCGCAACGUCAGCCUGGAGCUGGUGGUGAACGUGCCCCCCCACAUCCACGAGAAGGAGGCUUCCUCCCCCAGCAUCUACUCCCGCCACAGUCACCAGGCCCUCACCUGCACGGCCUAUGGGGUGCCCCCGCCUCUCCGUGUUCAGUGGCACUGGCGGCCCUGGACGCCCUGCAAGACCUUUGCCCAGCGCAGCCUCCGGCGGCAGCAGCGAGACCGCAUGCCACAGUGUCAGGACUGGAGGGAGGUGACCAUGCAGGAUGCCGUGAACCCCAUUGAAAGCCUGGACACCUGGACCGAGUUCGUGGAGGGGAAGAAUAAGACGGUGAGCAAGCUGGUGAUCCAGGAUGCCAAUGUGUCUGCCAUGUACAAGUGCGUGGUCUCCAACAAGGUGGGCCAGGAUGAGCGGCUCAUCUACUUCUAUGUGACCACCAUCCCCCUCGGCUUCAGCAUCGAAUCGGAGCCAUCCGAAGAGCCCCUGGAAGGCCAGGCCGUGCGCCUGAGCUGCAAAGCGGACAACUACACGUACGAGCAUCUGCGCUGGUAUCGCCUCAACCUGUCUACGCUGCACGAUGCACACGGGAACCCCCUGCUGCUCGACUGCAAGAACGUGCACCGAUUCGCCACGCCGCUGGCUGCCAGCCUGGUGGAGGCGGCGCCCGGGGCACGCCACGCCACGCUCAGCCUGAGCAUCCCCCGCGUGGCGCCCGAGCACGAGGGCGACUACGUGUGUGAGGUACGGGACCGGCGCAGCCACGACAAGCACUGCCACAAGAAGUACUUGUCAGUGCAAGCCCUGGAAGCCCCUCGGCUCACGCAGAACUUGACCGAUCUCCUGGUGAAUGUGAGCGACUCUCUGGAGAUGCGGUGCCCAGUGGCCGGGACGCACGUGCCCAGCAUCGUGUGGUACAAAGACGAAAGGCGGCUGGAGGAAGAGUCUGGAAUUGACUUGGCAGACGCGAACCAGAAGCUGAGCAUCCAGCGCGUGCGCCAGGAGGACGCGGGCCGCUACCUGUGCCGCGUGUGCAACGCCAAGGGCUGCGUCAACUCCUCCGCCAGCGUGGCCGUGGAAGGCUCAGAGAAUAAAGGCAGCAUGGAGAUCGCCAUCCUCGUCGGCACCGGGGUCAUCGCAGUCUUCUUCUGGGUCCUCCUCCUCCUCCUCUUCUGUAACAUGAGAAGGCCGGCCCACGCUGACAUCAAGACGGGCUACCUGUCCAUCAUCAUGGACCCCGGGGAGGUGCCUCUGGAGGAGCAGUGUGAAUACCUGUCCUAUGAUGCCAGCCAGUGGGAGUUCCCCCGGGAACGGCUGCAGCUCGGAAGAGUCCUCGGCCACGGAGCCUUUGGGAAGGUGGUGGAAGCGUCAGCUUUUGGCAUCAACAAGGGCAGCAGCUGUGACACUGUGGCCGUGAAAAUGCUGAAAGAGGGUGCCACAGCCAGUGAGCACCGUGCCCUGAUGUCAGAGCUCAAGAUCCUAAUCCACAUCGGUAACCACCUCAACGUGGUCAACCUUCUGGGGGCAUGCACCAAGCCCAACGGCCCCCUCAUGGUGAUAGUGGAAUUCUGCAAGUACGGAAAUCUCUCCAACUUCUUGCGCACCAAGCGGGAGACCUUCAGCCCCUAUGUGGAGAAGUCUCUGGAACAGCGAAGGCGCUUCUGCGCCAUGGUGGAGGGAGCCAAGGCUGAUCGAAGAAGGCCAGGGAGCAACGACAGAGCCCUCCUCACACGGCUCCUGAUGGGCAAGGGUGGGGCGGGGCGGGCGUCUCCAGUCCAAGAAGCCGAGGACCUGUGGCUGAGCCCGCUGACCAUGGAAGAUCUUGUCUGCUACAGCUUCCAGGUGGCCCGAGGGAUGGAGUUCCUGGCCUCCCGCAAGUGCAUCCACAGAGACCUGGCUGCCCGGAAUAUCUUGCUGUCAGAAAGCGACGUGGUAAAGAUCUGUGACUUUGGCCUUGCCCGGGACAUCUACAAAGACCCUGACUAUGUCCGCAAAGGCAGUGCCCGGCUGCCCCUGAAGUGGAUGGCCCCUGAGAGCAUCUUUGACAAGGUGUACACCCCACAGAGUGACGUGUGGUCCUUUGGGGUGCUGCUCUGGGAGAUCUUCUCUCUGGGGGCCUCCCCGUACCCUGGGGUGCAGAUCAACGAAGAGUUCUGCCAGCGGCUGAAGGACGGCACCCGGAUGAGGGCCCCAGAGCUGGCCACUCCUGCCAUACGCCGUAUCAUGCUGAGCUGCUGGUCUGGAGACCCCAAAGCGAGGCCUGCAUUCUCGGAGCUGGUGGAGAUCUUGGGGGACCUGCUCCAGGGAAGGGACCAGCAGGAGGAGGAAGAGGACUGCAUGGCCCCGUGUAGCUCUCAGAGCUCAGAUGAGGGCAGCUUUUUGCAGGCGUCCACCACGGCGCUGCACGUUGCCGAGACCAACGCCGAGGGCAGCCCACCAAGCUUGCAGCGCCACAGCCUGGCUGCCAGAUAUUACAACUGUGUGUCCUUUCCCGGGUGCCUGGCAAGAGGGACUCAGACCCUGGGUUCCUCCAGGAUGAAGACAUUUGAAGAAUUCCCCAUGACCCCGACGACCUACAAAGCCUCUGUGGAUAACCAGACAGACAGUGGGAUGGUGCUGGCCUCGGAGGAGUUUGAGCAGAUAGAGAGCACGCAUAGACAAGAAGGCAGGUUCAGCUAUAAAGGACCUGGCCGGAAUGUGGAUGCGACCAGGGCACACCCAGAUCCCCACGGGAGGCAACAGCGGCCUGACCGGGGAGCGCAAGGAGGCCAGGUGUUUUAUAACAGCGAGUACGGGGAUCUGUCGCAGCCAUGCGAGGAAGGCCGCUGCUCCCCGACUGCUCGUGUGCCCUUCGUCACAGACAGUAGCUUCGAAGGCCCCUGCCCUUACUGACCCUGGGCUCCAACAGUUGUGGGGUGGCGGAGGCGGGGGCAUAUUGGGCGGGCAAGCCGAGGGCUGGAGGCCCAGGUUGGGAACUCAUCUUGUUUAGCUCGGACCCAAUAGGAAUUUCCUCUUCCUCCUCUAUAGCCUCCCUAGCUAGGAAGAGCAAAACUCCAAGCUCAAGGGCUCCUCUGAAGUCUGUCAUCAUGUCUGUCCAAGCCACCCUUCAGCCACCCUGGCCCCUUCUCCCCCUCAGAUUCAGAUGCCAUUUAGCUCAGCAUCACAGGUGCUGUCCCCUGGGCUAGGCACUCCUGUGGAGAAUGACUCUUUGAUUGCCUCUUUUCAUCACAGCGGUUGGGUGGCAUGAUCCCCAUUUUCUGAUGAGGUAUACGUGGAUCUGAGAGUCACACAGGGAUUGAGGUAGAGUUAGGCUCGAGCCACAGCCUGCCAGGCCCUGUCCAAAACACGUCCCGUCCACACACAGCCCUGCCUUCAGUGGGGAAUGGCUUUCUUCACCUUCCUCUCAAAGGCUGAAGAGAGGGUGCCAUGUGUCCAUCUCAAAGCCAUGGAUGAAGAAUUUGGGGAGUCCUCUCCUGAUCCCAGCUGAACAGCUCACUAUCUCGUGGGGCAGCCGUCUGCUCAUGAUGAACCAGUGACAGAGGAAAGCAGCACCCGACCUUGAAUGUUGAGAACGAUUCAACAUUUUUUUUUCAUUACUUCAGAGACUGUUUUAGCUGCUGUGAAGAGUUCACUUUUCAAAACUUCCAUCUGAAGGAAGCCCUGGGACAGUCUUACUGAAUUUAAAUGAUUCUGGCUUCUGACCCCAAGUCAGGGUUGUCACAGCAGAUACUGCAGUCACCACAUCUCUCUCUCAAAGGCCCCCAGUCCCAUCCGCCUGGCCCAGCAUCUGGAAAACCAACUGAUGGUGGUCUAGAGCUGCCCAAUCUGGUUCUUCCCUUCGGGGCCUGGAUCUGUCACCCGGUGGGCCUCCCAAGCCGUGAAGGUCCUUGUGAGAGACGAACACCAUGGGUUCCACGGAGGAAGGCUUUGGGACUGGCCCAGAGGACCCACCCAGCAUUUCCCUGUGCCACUCAGCAACCAGUGGAUGUUCCUGUGGCCCUGGGAGGACCCUGCCUUCUGCCUUCCCUUGCCUGUGCCUGGUGUCACCAUGCUGGCUGGGCAAGCCUCUGCCAUCACAGGGGAGAAGCCAAGAGACCCCUGAAGGCCUGGAGCCAUGCUGCCGACGGCCCCAUCUCAGCUCACACGUCCCAACACCCCCCACUCUAUCAGGAGAAAGACCCUCGUUCUAGCUAGUACUCUGGAGACCGACCCCCACCCCAGCCCCUCCCACUAAGACGCUUGCAGGACAGGCGGCCAUGCGGCGAGCAGGGGCUUGCUCGGCAGACCCUCCCCCAGAGUGUAUUGUUACUUUAUGAUAAGUUGAAUGCAUGUAUGACUGUAAUCCUCGUCGUCCCCUGUGGACCUCCUUCCACCUUCCUCUGCACAUCACCUGACUGUGGGGACUUGCAUCCGAGGCUUACCCAGUGAAAGUCAGAGGCUAUUCUCUCUGAGGACCGAAGCAUGCGAUUCGGGUACAGAGGUCCUGAGCCCCUCCCCAUGUACGUACCACCUGUUUGUGUCACCUCUCCACAUGUCACAUAAGUGCACACACAAAAAUGUACUGGGGAAGAAAACCUACUACGCCCUUGUAGACAGUGUUCUCGGAAAAGAUCCAAAAUAUUUAACAAAAGAUAAUAAUAAAUUUGAUGCCAGUCUUUGAGUUACUAUGAA
Molecule: messenger RNA, 5898 nt
Organism: Galeopterus variegatus (Sunda flying lemur)
Lineage: Eukaryota; Metazoa; Chordata; Mammalia; Dermoptera; Cynocephalidae
Gene: FLT4
Product: fms-related tyrosine kinase 4
Exons: 30
Coding region: 1-4119 (1372 amino acids)
Biological process (GO): cell surface receptor protein tyrosine kinase signaling pathway; multicellular organism development; protein phosphorylation
Cellular component (GO): signaling receptor complex
Molecular function (GO): transmembrane receptor protein tyrosine kinase activity; ATP binding
Source: RefSeq, a predicted model, not a curated record